GCGUGUCUUCUACUAGAGAACUUUGGCCACAGCUUGUUCCCAGCUUAGUCAAGACAACGACCAUGGACAGUGAGCAGGCCACAGAGAAGCAUCCGGGUCCUGAGUUUGAGGAAGACAGGAAGGAUAAUAGCUUGUUCCUGCUGGGAGAGCUGAAAGUGGCCAGUAAGAUGGGGGCGUCCACUAAAGGUCACUGGUCAGUAGAAAGCUCUGAACUGCUGAACCCAACACAGCCCAGGUGUCUGUCAGAGAUCAGGGCUGGUCUUGGUCUUGUCACAGCUCCGUCCACCAUCACAGGGCAGCGAAGCACAAGGAUCACCGUACAGUGCUGUCCUGACUCAGAAAUAAGAUCUUGGGUCCAGUUCCCAGCCAAGACUCUGUGCCUAGUCAUACGCCAAGUCCCAGAGGUUCUGGACCCCUCAUCUAAAGGAACACAAGUGGACCGGCCCUUAAAACCCGCAGGCUGUACGCCCCAGCCAACACUUCCUCGUACCCAGUUUACCCUGUGCUUCUCUCCCAUGCCCUCCUCCAUGCUCCUCACUUCCGACCUCCCGGUCCACGGAUCCUCGCGUCAGGUACCUCCCGCACCCCACCCGUGUCUACCCGCGCUGUCGCCCGUUAAAGGCCGGUGCUGCUUUCCAAGGGGCCGCAUCCGCCUCUGCGUCCCGCAGCGGAACCCGAGGCACAGAGGAAAGACGCCCAGUCGGAAAGGCUGCACACCGGUGGUCCAUCCGGAAGUGUGCCCCCCAUCGGGAUCCCCAGAGGCCCCAGCGCUGGUCCGCCACGCACCCACCUGCCGUAGAACCGCUGCGGCCAUGAUCCGUGCAGACCGUAACUGUGCCCGCCUGGGGCGCGGCCUGCUAAAGGCAUUCCGGCCCCGCCCUGCUCACUCCCCCUCCCGCACAUGGCUGCUCUCUGCGGGCCUCACUUCUGCCAGGCCUUUCUGAGUAUAGGACCUCAGGGACCCAGCUCUGCUGCAAAGAACAUAGGCUGGAACAGUCCAGAACUGGCAUGCACUCGCUCACUCCUGGCCUCCUCCUGCUCGGCCCCAGCCAGGCGAGCUUUGGCUCGGUUUGCUUUUGCAGUACUUAGGUACUAAACCCGUGGCCUCCUGUAUGUUAGGGAAGCGCUCUAACCACCGAAGUAACAUCUCCUUUUAAAAAAAAAAAAAAAAAAAAUUAUAUUGCUGGGUGUGAUGGAGUACGCCUUUAAUUUUAGCACUUUGGAGGUACAGGCAGGAGGAUUUCUGUGAGUUCAAGGCCAUCCUGGUCCACCUAAGGAGGUCCAGGCCAGUCAGGGCUGUAUAGUGAGACAAUGUCAAAACAAAACAGAACAAACUGGGCUUAGAAAGAGGGCUCAACAGUUAGAAGCACUGGCUGCUCUUCCGGAGCACUGGGUUUGGUUCCCAGCACCCACACAGUGGCUCACAACUGAAACUCCAGUUUCAACGGAUCCGUAGACCUCUUCUGAACUCCACAGGCACGAGGCAUGCAUAUGGUAAGCUUAUAUGUAUGCAGGCAAUACACUCAUACGCAUAAAAUAAAAAUGUGAAAAGAUUUUCUAAAAAUAAAAGAACAAAAACAUG
Messenger RNA from Myodes glareolus (Bank vole), 1582 nucleotides. The record is from RefSeq and is a predicted model, not a curated record. Lineage: Eukaryota; Metazoa; Chordata; Mammalia; Rodentia; Cricetidae.